CGGCUCUCCUGCACACGCUACCGGAGUCCAGCCCGUAAAGGGUAAAUGAGACCGCUUCCUGGACUGACAGGCGCAUUAAAAAAACGAAAGUCAAAGAGGGAAACAAGUGCACGUGGUGAAUGAGACUGACCGAGAAGCAGCGCAGAGACGACUCAGGAUGAGCCAGUGGAAGCAGAUUCAGCAGCUGGAGAUCAGGCUCCUGGAACAUGUGGACUAUCUUUAUGAUGAUAACUUCCCCAUGGACAUCCGACAGGGUCUAGCCAGCUGGAUCGAGUCUCAGGAUUGGGACACGGCAGCUAAUGACGAGUCGAUGGCGGCUGUGCUGUUCACCAACCUGCUGACCCAGCUGGACAGAGUGCGCUCGCAUGAGCAGAACUUCCUGCAAAGACACAACAUGAAAAUCAUACAGCAGCAGCUGCAGGUGAAAUACACAACCAACCCUGCCAUCAUGGCGAAGGUUAUCUCCAACUGCCUCAGGGAGGAGCGUCGAAUCCUCUCCAGCGCCUGCAUGCAGGAACAGGGUCCACUGGAGAAGUCAAUGCAGAACUCUGUGGCCUUUGAGAGGCAGAAGAACAUGGACAACAGAGUUGGGAUCAUCAGGGGAAGCGUGCAGUUGAUGGACCAGGCUGUGAAAUACAUAGAGGACUUGCAGGAUGAUUUUGAUUUCCGCUACAAGACCCUACAGUCUCGAGACUCGACAGAUAAGAACUCGGAGAUGAUGAAACAGGAAGUAACAAGACUGCAGGAAAUGCUCAACAGGCUCGACUUUAAAAGAAAGGAGAUCCUAUCAAAGAUGGAUGUUGUGGUCAAGGAGAUUGAUGACCUGAUGACCUCUCAGCUCAACCCUGAGCUGCAGGACUGGAAGCGGAGGCAGCAGAUCGCCGCCAUCGGUGGUCCGCUGCUCACCGGCCUGGACCAGCUGCAGAACUGGUUUACUCUGACAGCUCAGAGUCUUUUCCAGAUCAAGCGUCAGCUGGACAAACUGGGGGAGCUGAUUGUGAAGGUCACCUACGAAUGUGACCCCAUCCCCCUGCAAAAACCUCAGCUGGAGGAGCGAGUCAGAUACCUCAUCUACCACCUCAUCAAGAGCUCAUUUGUGGUGGAGAAGCAGCCAUGCAUGCCUACACACCCACAGAAACCCCUCAUCAUCAAGACCGGAGUGCAGUUCACCACCAAAGUCAGACUCCUGGUUAAACUUCCAGAGGUGGAUUAUCAGCUGAAAGUGAAAACAACGUUUGACAAGGACCUCCCCCCAGGCAGAGUAAGUCGUCAGUUUUUCAUCCUGACCAACAACACUAAAGUUAUGGACAUUGAGGACUAUUCAAACGGCUGCCUCUCAGUGGAGUUCAGACACCUGCAGCUGAAAGAGAAGAAAUACAUUAACGGCACAAAGGGGAACGAGGGUCUGCUCUCUGUGACGGAGGAACUCCACUCUCUCAGUUUCGAGGCUUGCUUCACAGUGCAGGGCCUCACCAUCGAUCUAGAGACGUGUUCUCUGCCGCUGGUGGUCAUUUCCAAUGUGAGCCAGCUUCCUGGAGGAUGGGCCUCUGUCAUGUGGUAUAACCUUCUGACGGAUGAGCCCCGGAACUUGGCGUUCUUUGGUAACCCACCUCGGGCCACCUGGAACCAGCUCUCUGAGGUCCUCAGCUGGCAGUUCUCCACCUUUGCUGGUCAAGGCCUCAACAAGGAGCAGCUCAGUAUGCUGGGAGAAAAGCUUCUCGGUCAGCAUGCUUCCUGCAGUGACUAUCAAGUGUCCUGGUCUAAGUUCUCUAAGGAGAAUAUUCCAGGGAAGCCCUUCAGUUUCUGGAUGUGGCUGGACUCCAUCCUGGAGCUCAUCAAGAAGCACUUGCUGCCGGUCUGGAAUGAGAACUACAUCAUGGGCUUUGUGAGUAAAGAGAUGGAGCGCACUCUGCUGAAGGACAGAGAACCGGGCACGUUCCUGCUGCGCUUCAGCGAGAGCCACCUCGGAGGAAUUACCUUCACCUGGGUGGAGCACAAGGACAGCGGCGUCAAAUUCAACUCUGUGGAGCCCUACACUAAAAGUCGGCUUAGUGCUCUCCCGUUUGCCGACAUCAUACGAGACUACAAAGUGAUCUCAGAGGGGGUCGUCCCCGAGAACCCGCUCAAGUUCCUCUACCCAGACAUCCCCAAGGACGAGGCCUUUGGGCGGCUUUACAACAGUCAGCCAAGCAAAGUCCAUCCAUACAUACCAUCAACCCUGAUCCCCAUUUCGGAAUUGCACCCUAAUGCGAGCAGCACGCCACCUUCCUGUCAGUCUCCCGAGCCGCCAAUGACUCCAGGAGAGUUUGACAUGCUCAACGAGCACCUGUGCUUCGACAUCGACAGCAUGAGUUCUCCAUAUUCAGAGUAAAGCAAAAUGAAGCAUGCGACACUUUGCUCAAAGCUUCCUCGAAUUAUUCCCAACAGAGUUUUCAUGGCCUGACGCCAGUCUCCGAUGCAGAUCUACAUCUUGAUUUUAAUGAACCAGAGUCUGCUUUUUUUGUGGCUAUAUUGGAUUCAUUAUCUGAGCUGUUGUGUUUUUGUUUUUUGUUUUUUUAUAUAUAUAUUCAGAAUUGUUCUAAAAAGAUUGUGUGGGUUUUUAAUGUUGUUUUUGACUCAGUUACAUUUGAACUAUUGACUGCUUUUCUGUAAGGCCUGUAUUGUACAUAAAACAAUUUAAACAAGUUUAUUUUAACUGAAA
This is a messenger RNA of Chelmon rostratus (copperband butterflyfish), 2701 nucleotides long. Its product is annotated as signal transducer and activator of transcription 4-like. Lineage: Eukaryota; Metazoa; Chordata; Actinopteri; Chaetodontiformes; Chaetodontidae. Gene Ontology annotation, molecular function: DNA-binding transcription factor activity, RNA polymerase II-specific; RNA polymerase II cis-regulatory region sequence-specific DNA binding. Bases 158 to 2371 code for a protein of 737 amino acids. Gene Ontology annotation, biological process: cytokine-mediated signaling pathway; regulation of transcription by RNA polymerase II; cell surface receptor signaling pathway via JAK-STAT. The record is from RefSeq and is a predicted model, not a curated record. The transcript is spliced from 24 exons.